CAUCCCCUUCACGCCUACCUCAGAAGCUCCCCGCCGGCCUUCCUCACCACCAUGUCUCGACAGUCCACCAUCACCUUCCACUCCGGCAGCCGCAGGGGCUUCAGCACCGCCUCGGCCACCACACCUGCAGCGGGGCGCUCCCGCUUCAGCUCCGUCUCUGUGGCCCGCUCCACGGGAGGCAGCGGGGGACUGGGCAGGAUCAGUAGUGCUGGGGCCAACUUUGGGAGCCGAAGUCUCUACAACCUGGGGGGGACCAGGCGGGUCUCCAUUGGUGGGUGUGGAGGCAGCUUCCGAAGUGGCUUUGGUGGCAGGGCUAGUACCGGAUUUGGGAUCAGCCAUGGAUUUGGCUAUGGGGGUGGUGUUGGAGGAAGCUUUGGUGGCCCUAGCUUCCCAGUCUGCCCUUCUGGAGGCAUCCAAGAGGUCACUAUCAACCAGAGUCUCCUGACUCCCCUCAACCUUCAAAUCGACCCCAGCAUCCAGCGGGUGCGGAAAGAGGAACGCGAGCAAAUCAAGACCCUCAACAACAAGUUUGCCUCCUUCAUCGACAAGGUGCGCUUCCUGGAGCAACAGAAUAAGGUCCUGGAGACCAAGUGGAACCUCCUGCAGGAGCAGGGCUCCAGGACAGUGAGGCAGAACCUGGAGCCCCUGUUUGACACCUAUAUCAACGACCUCCGACGACAGCUGGAUGGCAUCACCACAGAAAGGGGCAGGCUGGAGGCAGAGCUGAGGAACAUGCAGGAGGUUGUAGAAGACUUCAAAGUCAGGUAUGAAGAUGAAAUUAACAAGCGCUCAGCUGCUGAGAAUGAAUUUGUGGCCCUGAAAAAGGACGUGGAUGGUGCCUACAUGAACAAGGUGGAUCUGGAGGCCAAGGUUGAUGCUCUGACAGACCAGGUCAACUUCUACCGGAUGAUCUUUGAGGAAGAGCUGUCCCAGAUGCAGACCCAGGUCAGUGACACCUCUGUGGUGCUGUCCAUGGACAACAACCGCAACCUGGACCUGGACAGCAUCAUCGCCGAAGUCAAGGCCCAGUAUGAGGACAUCGCCAACCGCAGCCGGGCUGAGGCCGAGUCCUGGUACCAGACCAAGUAUGAGGAGCUGCAGGUCACAGCGGGUAGACAUGGUGAUGACCUCCGCAACACCAAGCAAGAGAUCUCUGAGAUGAACCGGGUAAUCCAGAGGCUGAGAGCAGAGAUCGACAACGUCAAGAAGCAGUGCUCCAGCCUGCAAACAGCCAUUGCUGAUGCAGAACAGCGUGGAGAGCUGGCCCUGAAGGAUGCACGGGCCAAGCUGGUGGAUCUCGAGGAGGCCUUGCAGAAGGCCAAGCAGGACAUGGCCCGGCUGCUGCGUGAGUACCAGGAGCUCAUGAACGUCAAGCUGGCCCUGGACGUGGAGAUUGCCACCUACCGCAAGCUACUAGAGGGCGAGGAGUGCAGGCUGAGUGGAGAAGGAGUCUCUCCGGUUAACAUCUCUGUGGUCACCUCCACCAUUUCCAGUGGCUAUGGCAGUGGAGCUGGCAUUGCAGGUGGAAGCCUGGGUCUCGGUGGAGGCAGCAGCUAUUCCUUCACAACCAGCGGUGGACACAGUCUGGGCACAGGCCUGGGAGGCUCUGGCUUCACUACCAGUAGCAGCCGGGGCCCAGGGGGCAGUGGCUCUAGUGUCAAGUUCAUCUCUACCACAUCCUCCAGCAGGAAGAACUACAAGCAUUAAAUGCAGUCACAGACCCGUGCCUGGAUGCCUGGAUACCUGGAUGCCUGUUUGCACUCCCACUAAGAUACCUGAGUCCUUUUCCCGGUCUCCCUUCCACCACCUCACCUGUACUGCUGGGAAGCCUGGCAUCCUGGCUAACCUCAUUUCCCAGUCUAAGGUAGCCCUGGCCCUUCCUGUAGUUCCCAGGCCACUCCUGACACCUCUGUGCUAGACGUGCAAACCUACAGCAUAUUCUCUUCCAAGGUUCUGGUUCAACUGCUCCUAAGAGGCCCAGGCAGGCUGCAAAAGCCCCAUCAGCACCACCUCCAGAUGCAGCAAUGGGAAGCCUGUGCCUCUAAGGCCUUCUCAAUGCCAGGCUGUCCCCUCCCCCCCAUCUCAGGGUGCUUAUAAACUGCUGGAAGAAUGAGUGCAUCUCUGUUCCCUCCGCAGAAUGUGUCUAUUAAAUGCAUGUGUAACGUGU
Messenger RNA from Chinchilla lanigera (long-tailed chinchilla), 2167 nucleotides. Its product is annotated as keratin, type II cytoskeletal 75. The coding region runs from base 52 to 1707 and encodes 551 amino acids. The transcript is spliced from 9 exons. Gene Ontology annotation, biological process: keratinization; intermediate filament organization. Gene Ontology annotation, cellular component: keratin filament. NCBI's taxonomy places the organism in Eukaryota, Metazoa, Chordata, Mammalia, Rodentia, Chinchillidae. The record is from RefSeq and is a predicted model, not a curated record. Gene Ontology annotation, molecular function: structural constituent of skin epidermis.